ACUGAUUCAGUGAAAUUUUCUGAACAUGGCAAGUCUUUCUCUAGGAGUGUUGAACAUGUCUAUAGUUAUCCCACAGAUGUUCAUAUCUGUAGUUAGUGUGCCUUUGGAUGAUGCAUUCGGGGGAGGCAACUUGCCGGUCUUUGUGUUCGGGUCGAUAACGGCUGCCGUCAGUGCAUUGUUGGAGGUACUGGCGUUGCCGAACCCGCCGAAACAAGUGUCCCUCUCGCCGGGAAUGGAUGGUGGCCAUUAGUA
Molecule: messenger RNA, 252 nt
Organism: Hibiscus syriacus
Lineage: Eukaryota; Viridiplantae; Streptophyta; Magnoliopsida; Malvales; Malvaceae
Product: sucrose transport protein-like
Exons: 2
Coding region: 26-250 (74 amino acids)
Source: RefSeq, a predicted model, not a curated record